Molecule: messenger RNA, 642 nt
Organism: Spodoptera exigua (beet armyworm)
Lineage: Eukaryota; Metazoa; Arthropoda; Insecta; Lepidoptera; Noctuidae
Source: the annotation of a GenBank genome assembly
AUGGAUGAGUAUGGCGGGCCGGCGGCGCCGCCCCGGCCGCCAAAGCCGGCGGCGCGCGUCCACAGGCCGACGGGCGCGCGCCAGCCCACCGUGUCGUUGCUGCGGCCACGACCUGAGGCCGAGCGCGAGCGAAACGCCUACGUGGAGGCUCCACGGCGAGCUCACGCCGUGCCCGUGCCUCCCCAUACGGCCGCGCAUCAACCUCUCAAGCCGGUGACGACGCAGCCGGCCGCCGCGGCCGACAAGCGGCGCGCCGGCGCCCUCCCGGCCGACUCGAUAGUGUGCGACACGUGCGGCCGCUGCCGCUGCGAGCAGUGCGCUCGGCCGCGCCCGCUGCCGUCCCGCUGGCUGUGCGGCUCGUGCCUGUGCAGCGCCGAGGCGUGCGUCGACUACGCGUCGUGCAUGUGCUGCGUGAAGGCGCUGUUCUACCACUGCGGGAGCGGCGAGGAGGAGGCGGGCGAGCCGUGCGCGUGCGGGCCGCGCCUGGCGUGCGUGGGUGCGCUGGCGCUGCCGCUGCCGUGCCUGUGGCUGUACUGGCCGCUGCGGGGCUGCGCGGCGGCGGGCGCGGCGCUAUACGCGCGCUGCCGCCGCUCCGGCUGCCGCUGCCCCGAGCCCCCUCCGCGGCUCUCCAGUAUUAUCUAG